Messenger RNA from Scatophagus argus, 1159 nucleotides. RefSeq names its product cytokine induced apoptosis inhibitor 1 (gene ciapin1). Gene Ontology annotation, biological process: iron-sulfur cluster assembly. Gene Ontology annotation, molecular function: iron-sulfur cluster binding. The record is from RefSeq and is a predicted model, not a curated record. NCBI's taxonomy places the organism in Eukaryota, Metazoa, Chordata, Actinopteri, Scatophagidae. Bases 140 to 1081 code for a protein of 313 amino acids. Gene Ontology annotation, cellular component: cytoplasm. The transcript has 9 exons.
ACCUGAAAAGUCAAUACGCUACAAUCGCUGAUUAGAACAAAUAAUGAUCAUUUUAUUUUGAAAUUUCAAACAAGGAAACGCAUUUGUACUUUGUGUAACUUGACAUUGAAACCUUCCAUCUAGAUAGUAGACUGAAGUCAUGGCAGACCUUGGCAUCAAAUCAGGAGACAAGGUGCUGCUGGUUUGGACUCAGCCCUCAGAACCAGCAGCCCUGAAACAGUAUGCAGAGGAACUGGGUGCCAUUGUUGGUGCAGAGGGCAAAGUAUCAGUGGAGAAUAUGGAAAGAUUAUUGCUAUCCUCCCACUCAGCGUCCACUUUUGACUGUGUCCUCUCUUGCCUUCUGGCUGACAGCUUCUCCGUCCACAGUUCAGAGACUUUAGCAGAAAUAGUCAGAGUGCUCAAACCUGGUGGGAAGCUAGUUCUGGAUGAAGCAGUUACAGGAGUUGAAAUGCAGACUGUGAGGACUACUGAGAAGUUGAUGUCGGUUCUAAAGUUGUCAGGCUUCACAGCGAUAACUGAGGUCAGUAAAGCCGACCUGAGUCCCGAGGUGUUGAACUCCCUCGCAACGACCACUGGUUACCAAGGAAACAGUCUGUCUAGAGUCCGCAUGUGUGCCUCCAAACCCAACUUUGAGGUGGGCUCAUCUAGCCAGAUUAAACUGUCAUUUGGGAAAAAGACGCCAAAGCCUGCAGAGAAACCUGCUCUGGACCCCAACACUGUCAAAAUGUGGACGCUGUCAGCCAAUGACAUGAAUGAUGAUGAUGUGGACCUGGUGGACUCUGAUGCUCUGCUGGAUGAAGAGGACUUGAAGAAACCAGAUCCAGCUUCUCUUAAAGCACCCAGCUGUGGAGAGGGAGCUGGCAAGAAGAAAAAAGCCUGCAAGAACUGCACAUGUGGUCUUGCUGAAGAGCUGGAGCGGGAAAGUGAAGGAAAACAAAAGAGUAAUUUGCCAAAAUCAGCCUGUGGAAGUUGUUACCUUGGUGAUGCUUUCCGAUGUGCCAGCUGUCCAUACCUGGGGAUGCCAGCAUUCAAACCGGGAGAGAAGAUUUUGCUGGACAACGAGACGCUGACAGACGCUUGAAACACUGGAUUUCACACAUCACAUCGCUCAUGAUUCAAAACAUUACAUUCCUUCUUUUUUUUUUUUCUUCCAUCCACA